Molecule: messenger RNA, 1680 nt
Organism: Porites evermanni
Lineage: Eukaryota; Metazoa; Cnidaria; Anthozoa; Scleractinia; Poritidae
Source: the annotation of a GenBank genome assembly
AUGUUUUGUAACAACACCAACAGAGACGGAGUAAGUCUCCACCAGUUUCCCACAGAUGAACCCCUUUGGCGCCAGUGGAUUGCUUUUGUCUUAGCAAAGAGGGAUGAUGACUGGACGCCGGGAUCUGGUAAUAUUUGCAGUUCACAUUUUAUGCCAGACUGUUAUGAAGGAAUGGAUGCAAAACUCACAGGGUUUGCUAAGAAGGCUUAUCUGAAGAAGACAGCCAUCUCCACAAUUCAGGCCAAUCCCACCCCUGGACAAAUUCAGGAAGCGCUUUCUCUUAAGAGAAAACGUACAUCUGCGGCAACGCAGGGUGAUUCAAAGUGGCAAGUUCAACAAAAGGGGGAUAUAACACCAAAAAGUCAUCCAAAUAGAUCCAGUCGAGCCUUGUCUAAACUUACCGCUCAACGUUGUGUUGUGUUGCAUGAAAAAAAAGUUUCUAAAUAAUCUAAAUCUUUUACGGGAUCAUAAUCAAAACGCGACAAUGUGCCUAUACGAUACAAAGAUACAAUUUACUGAAAUCAGGCAAAAGGUUAUGGCGGAACACACCAACAAAAAACUGCUCUCGUUUACAAAGUUAAUGUGUCGAGUUCUUUUUUUUAAAAAAAACAACAUUCUUUGGUUAUAACGGCUGGUGGUAGAUUAUAAGAAGACGCGAAAAAAACAAAAGACCACUGAUAAAGUACCAGGACCAUCCAAAAGUGACAACAGACAACCAACAAGUAACAAUCAAUCUGAAGUUUCCCAAACCACGGAUCUUGCACAGCCCUCAACAAGUGCAUCUGGUGACACUUCGUGUUCAGAGACUGGUGCAGGGAAAGAAGAACGAAGUCAGGCUCGAGAGUUUCAAACAGCUAACAAGGGAACUGACAAAGGACUUUGCCGCCUAAUCUGUCGCAGCAAAGGUAGAUUUUAGUCUUAAUUAUAUAGUGAAAAAUAAACGUCUUUACUAAGGGUUUAGCCAUCUUUUCAAACAUUCUUUGCAAUGAGACUAUUUUUGGUGAUGAAGGUUUUUAAUCAUAGGUACCCAGAUUUCUCUUAAGUCCAACACAACGGUGAAAAAUGGGACUCAGUGCUACAUAGCAAAACUUCCUCCAUUAAUACUGCUCUCAACUUUAUGUAAGGAGGCAGAAAAUCAAACAGAUUAUGCACCUACGCCGGAGCUACUCGCGUCCUUUGAAGAUGAGUUGUUUGAAGACCUUGACGUUGAUGAUGAAAAGUACAAUCCUUACUUAACAUCCAAGGAAGAUGAAGACGAAGGUGGUAGUAGAGAUGAAAAACAAUCUGGAAAGUGAGGAUGGUAAAAAAGUAAAACACAAGCUGUUGAAGAGUAUUCAUAAACUGCAGUAACACCGACUUGAUUUGAUCUCCACACCACUCUGUAUCUUUCCUUUUUAACAUAUCUGCUCAAAGAAACAACUAUAACCCCUAUUUCUAUAGUCUCCGUUUACUAUACUGAAUGUUUCAUUCUUGUUAUUGCUCAUAUAAUGCAGAUCUAUUGGAGAAACGCAAAAGUUGAAGCCACAUAAGGAAAGGAAAUUUAUUGUCUUCGAAACAAAUCUGUUGAGCUUGUUUGCUUGUUGCCCCAUCUGUGCUGGCCACGCAGAGGCUAAAAUCUCGAAAGAAAUCAGCACCAUCAGUCAGGUUCAGCCAUGUGUGGUGCAGCCAGCCAUUUUCUAA